UAAAGCUGGCUCCUUUCCAAAUCUCUAUUCCGCCUUACCAAGAAAUCGACACGAAACCGCUCUCGGCAUAAGCAUAACCACAUGUUAAGAACUCGAACUUCAUUUCCAUCUCCCAACUUAUCUUCUUUCAAUUCAUCUUCCCGAUUAGGUUUAAAAAGUUUCUCUUCUUCUCCGGAUUUUGCUUCCACCGAUUCUUCACUGGUUCGUAACUUCGUACAAGGCAGCCACAAAGUUAAGAAUUAGGGGAAUUGCUGGGGAUGAAGUAGGGGAAUAGUGGCUCAACUUGGCUGGAGUAAUUAACAAGAACGAAGAUGGCUGCAUUUAUUCAAGCAAAUAUCUGCCCUACGACUAUUUCAACAUUGGAUAGAAACUUAAAAAGUGAAAAUGGGCAUAAACUGCGAUCCAGGUCUCAAGUUGUGCUUCCAUCUCAAGAAGUUUGUAGACGUCACUUAAUGUGUAGUGGCAUGUCAUUGGUUGUGUUUCUCACAUGUAACAAUGGAUUGACACCAUCUUCAGCCCGGGCCGAAGAAACUCCAAAUGACGAGGAAGAGGAUAAUGGAGUUAUCGGGACGAUCAAAUCAAUAUUUGAUCCAAAUGAGAAAACCAAAUCAGGGAAAGUAUUGCCAAAGGCUUACCUGAAGUCUGCAAGGGAGGUGGUGAAGACGCUGCGUGAGUCAUUACAGGAAGACCCUAAGGACGGUGCUAAAUUUAGACGAACUGCAGAUGCUGCAAAAGAAUCCAUUCGAGACUAUUUAAGCAAUUGGUUGGGACAACGAACAGUUGUUCGAGAGGAAUCUUACGUUGUGCUAGAGAAAGCAAUAAAGUCAUUGGCAGGCUUUUACGCAAAGGCUGGGCCAUCUGCGCCACUGCCAGAAGCUGUUAAAUCUGAUAUACUUGAUGAUUUGGAUAAGGCUGAAGAAUUCUUGUAACUGAUGAGCAUUUGAGGUCUAGAUGAAUAUUUUUGUUAACAUAACAUUUCACAUCUUAGAUUUGUGAGGUAUGCAGCUACUUUUGUUGCUAUUCCUCACCUUAUUGAUCAUACAGGAGAAUUUAUGUUCAAUGGAUUGAAAAAGGAAAAAUCGAAACUGAGCAUACAUGGCUGCUCUUGUUUCUAGCUUCACUAGUAUAUCGGCUUUUGAACUACAAUUAAAUCUACCAAUUUUUGUAAUAGAAGUA
This is a messenger RNA of Benincasa hispida (wax gourd), 1176 nucleotides long. Its product is annotated as photosystem II D1 precursor processing protein PSB27-H2, chloroplastic. Gene Ontology annotation, biological process: photosystem II assembly; photosystem II repair. Gene Ontology annotation, cellular component: photosystem II; chloroplast thylakoid lumen. Lineage: Eukaryota; Viridiplantae; Streptophyta; Magnoliopsida; Cucurbitales; Cucurbitaceae. The record is from RefSeq and is a predicted model, not a curated record.